AUGGCAAAACUCACGAGAAAGAACCUCCUCUUUUCUCUCUUCUCCCUCUCGCUCCUCUCUCUCCUCCUCCUCCACCACCACCACCACCACCACCACAACAGUCGUCGCCUCUCUCUACCCCCAACUUUCCCCACCUCCUCCUCCUCCUCCUCCUCUUCCUCCCCUCCACCGCCCUCAAUCGCCUACUUCAUCUCUGGCGCGGACACCGACGCUCCCCGCAUCUUCCGCCUCCUCCAGGCUGCCUACCACCCCAGAAACCACUACUUGCUACACCUCGACCGUCGCGCCUCCGACCACCACAGAGAUUGGCUUGCCCGAAUGGUGGCUUCGGUCCCUGUGUUCAUGGCCGCCGGCAAUGUGAACGUGGUUGAGAAGGCGAGCUCCGUUCGGGACGAGGGGUCCUCGCCUCUGGCUUUGGCGCUCCACGGCGCCGCCGUUUUGCUGAAGUGUGGAAGGGAUUGGGACUGGUUUUUGAAUCUCGAUGCCUCCGAUUACCCUCUCGUUUCUCAGGACGAUUUGCUUCACAUCCUGUCAUUUGUGCCAAGGGAUUUCAACUUCAUUGCGCACACUAGUAAUACUAGCUGGAGGGAGUAUCAAAGGAUUAUGGAGGUUACCGUUGAUCCUGCUCUGUAUCUCAUAUCAAAGGGCAGAAUGUUCACAGGCAACAGGAAGCGGACUCUGUCAGAUGCAUACCAAUUUUUCACUGGUUCUCCACAUGUGAUUUUAAGCCGAAAACUUGUAGAGUUCUCGAUCCUGGGAUGGGACAAUCUGCCAAGAAAACUACUCUUGUUCUUCACGAACACCAAAUACUCACUCAGAGACUACUUCCAGACUCUUGCUUGCAACUCCAAGGAGUUCUCUAAAACAGUUGUGAACUCAAACUUGCGCUUUCCCCAGCUGGAUGGUGCAGAGUCGCCUCGAGAUCUGACAAUUUCUGAUUUGGGGAAGAUGCUGAGCAGUGGUGCUGCAUUUGCUGGGAAAUUCCACGCAAACGAGGCACUUCUGGACAAGAUCGACUCCCUCAUGCUCCAUAGGAAACCAGGUACAAUCUCACCGGGAGGUUGGUGUCUAGGCGAGCGAGGAGGCUGGAGAGAUCCUUGCGAGCUCUGGGCUGCCGACACGAUCAUUCUCAGGCCGAGUCCUGCAGCCAAGACCUUGGAGACCCUUCUUCUAAGAUCAAUGGCUAACAAUAACAUGACUUCUCCGGCAAAUCGAUGUGUUCACCGGCGAUCUGGAGAUGCAGUUGCUGCCACAGUUGAGGCGCCGGAGGAUUGAAUGUGUUACCAUUUUUCAUGUUGUGUGUGUAACCUAUCUGAGAUAGAUAGCUGCAGCUGAAGUGUUUGCUAACUGAUGACACUUAACCAUAGGCAUCAACUGUUCAUAGCAAUAGCAUGGAGUCUUUGUUUUGUCUUGCUUGUAAUGUGGAUUCAUGUAUUGAAGAAACGUGUCGAUUUGGUUACGUGUUUGGCUUCUGUUGUGAAGGAUAAUUUGAGU
Molecule: messenger RNA, 1494 nt
Organism: Diospyros lotus (date-plum)
Lineage: Eukaryota; Viridiplantae; Streptophyta; Magnoliopsida; Ericales; Ebenaceae
Product: beta-glucuronosyltransferase GlcAT14A-like
Exons: 4
Coding region: 1-1275 (424 amino acids)
Cellular component (GO): membrane
Molecular function (GO): glucuronosyltransferase activity
Source: RefSeq, a predicted model, not a curated record